This is a messenger RNA of Silurus meridionalis, 1472 nucleotides long. It is a transcript of the gene aptx, whose product is annotated as aprataxin. Gene Ontology annotation, biological process: single strand break repair; double-strand break repair. Lineage: Eukaryota; Metazoa; Chordata; Actinopteri; Siluriformes; Siluridae. The record is from RefSeq and is a predicted model, not a curated record. The transcript has 9 exons. Gene Ontology annotation, cellular component: nucleus. Gene Ontology annotation, molecular function: protein binding; single-stranded DNA binding; mismatched DNA binding.
AUUAUUAUGCAUUGAUCCCCUUCCAAAUGCAGUCGGAUUGUCUCCUAUCUUCUCUCUUCUCCCUCUCCCUCUCCCUCUCUCUCUCUCUCUCUCUCUCUCUCUCUCUCUCAGUUCACUAUAUAGUGAGUGUGGGGUUGUUAGUGGAUUAGUGAGCUUGGAGGAAGGUGCAGGUGAUCACUGAGCAGGAGACUGAGGUUCACAGCGCUGCUUAGUGUCCAGCUUUAAAUCCAGUUACACUGAGACUGGACUGAGGACAGGAGGAGGAUAAAAGGAGGACAGGAGGAAGUGUGUCGUUGAUUCGAUUAUUGUACGAGUUUCUGUAGGAACAGUGUGAUGUAUAAGUGUCUCUGAGGAACUGAACACAGGAGGAAAUGUUGACUUGUUGGUUGGUGAGUGAGGAGGAGAUCCAUCAUCCCAUCCAGCUCCUUCAUCAUCACACACACACUCUGGGGCGAAGUCCAGAAACUAAGAUCAAAGACCAGAAAUGCUCCAGACAGCAAGUGGAACUGAGAGCAGAUUGUAAGCGAGGGUUCGUCAGCGUGAAGCAGUUAGGCAGCAAUCCAUCAAGCCUGGAUGAUGUAGUCGUGGGCAAAGGCAACCAGGUGACCUUCAAACCCGGCCAGAAGCUCUACCUGCUCAACAGGCUUUACCCGUACACGCUGCAGUUCAGAGACGAAUCAACAUCUGGCUCUUCGCUCCUGGGGAGAAAAGCAGACCGAUGAAGAGACCACACCAGAGAGACACAGAGGAAGAGAAAAAUGAGGAGAAGAUUGCGAGUGUGUGAUAAAUCAUCAAGGGUUUGUUCUCCACAGGAAGGCACAGGUCACUGGAGUCAAGGUCUCAGAGUCUCAAUGCAGGACCCCAGCAUGCAGGUGUACAAAGACGAGAAGGUGGUGGUGAUUAAGGACAAGUACCCGAAGGCGCGGUACCACUGGCUGGUCCUGCCGUGGGACUCCAUCUCCAGCCUGAAGGCUCUGAGGUCCGAGCACGUGGAGCUGCUGAGACACAUGGAGCAGGUCGGAGAUCGCAUGGUGCAGCAGCAGAGUCCAAACAGGCUCCAUUUCCGUCUGGGUUACCACGCCAUCCCGAGCAUGAGCCACGUUCACCUUCACGUCAUCAGCCAGGACUUUGAUUCUCCAUGUCUGAAGAAUAAGAAACACUGGAACUCCUUCACCACGGAUUACUUCAUUAACUCUCAGGAUGUCAUCGCGAUGCUGGAGAGAGAUGGCCGCGUGAGCGUGAAGGACGGAGCCGGCGAGCUCCUGAAGCUCCCGCUGAGAUGCCACGUCUGCCGCGAAGAGCAAACCACCAUGCCCAAGCUGAAGGAACACAUCCGGACUCACCUGCUGUCCUGAGACCCGGGGACGAGGAACCGUCUCGGAGCUUUCGAGGAUUCCGGAUCGGAAUUCCGAGCGCGGUCACGAUUUUGGAAUGAAUUCGGUUGAAAUAAAAGCGACAGAGUUGCACAGAGA